UUACACAUUAUUCCUCUUUGGGGUUGUUAGAUCUGCUGACCUAAAAGCACUUCAUUAAACUUCUUCUAUCAGAGAGGUUCCAGCACACAGGACUGAUAGAGCUCCAGUAGAUCAUAUCUGUAAAGUCAUGUGACUCAUCACAGCAUCAGAAUAGACAAGAAUUCACUGUCAGCUUCACAUCUCAUUACAGCUAAUGGACCAAUCAAAUCAGUCCACAGCUUCAAAACAUCCAAUCAGGCGUGAGUCUGGACCUGGUUUUCUACUGAACACACAAGUUCAUUACCUCACUAUCACUUUGUCUAAACAGGAACGAUGAUCGCACUCUUUGUCGCUCUUUACUCUCUGCUUUGUCUCUGCACAGCUGGAAAAACUUCUGACAUCAAGGAGCUUGAUGUGAAAACAGUAAAGCGUGGAGAAAAUGUAACUAUGGAGUGUAACAUUAGCAGGGUCAAAGACAAAGAUAAGGUAGCUUGGUACAGACAGAGUUUUGGAAAAUUGCCUCAGUUAUUUGCAAGACCAUACAGUAGCAAAUUGGGCUACACAUUUGAUGAGGCAUUUAAAGAUAGCCGCUUCAGUAUUACUGUAAAUGAACAUAAGUUUGAUCUCUACAUUAUCAAAAUGGUAGAAGAUGAUGGAGGAGAUUAUUUCUGUGGAGAAUUGGAGGGAAAUGCACUAAAGUUCACAUCUGGAACACGUCUGCAAUUUGAAGCUGAAGAGAUGAAACUCUGUCCUACACCUGGAACGGUUAACAAGAACACAGAUUCUGUUACACUCCAGGGUUCAGACAGCAGCGAUGGAAAAGGUAACAGUUGUACUGAUCAGAUGCAUGUGCUGUUCUGGCUCUCCAUUGUUAGAGUUGGAGUUCUUGCCUUCAUGAUUAUUGUCUUUCCAAUAAUCCUCCUUGUUUUCAAAUUAAGAUCAAAUUAA
This is a messenger RNA of Pangasianodon hypophthalmus (striped catfish), 927 nucleotides long. RefSeq lists its product as uncharacterized. Bases 313 to 927 code for a protein of 204 amino acids. Lineage: Eukaryota; Metazoa; Chordata; Actinopteri; Siluriformes; Pangasiidae. The record is from RefSeq and is a predicted model, not a curated record. The transcript is spliced from 4 exons. Gene Ontology annotation, biological process: response to bacterium.